Molecule: messenger RNA, 2370 nt
Organism: Microthlaspi erraticum
Lineage: Eukaryota; Viridiplantae; Streptophyta; Magnoliopsida; Brassicales; Brassicaceae
Source: the annotation of a GenBank genome assembly
AUGAAGUUCGGGAAAGAGUUUUCGUCUCAGAUGGUGCCAGAGUGGCAACAAGCUUACAUGGAUUACGAUUCUCUCAAAAACCAUCUCAAAGAAAUCAUCCGAUUCAACCUCAGAACCAGCAAUGCACCUACUCGUGGCGGCGCCAAGAAUCAUCACGACGGAGGAUUAAACCGGAAGAUGACUCUCUACCGUGCGUUUAGCGGUUUGGUCUCAACGCCGGGAAGGCAGAGACGCGGUAGUCCUCACGACGCCGAAGAAGGGGUACAAUUAGCGGCGACGACUUGGCGAGGACCGAUCCUGGUGAACACCACUGCGGAUGGCGGUAUCGAUACGACGUUUAUGAUGGCGGCGGAGGAAGGAGGAGAGUACGAGCUGGUGUUUUUCCGGCGACUAGACGAAGAAUUCAACAAGGUCGGAAAGUUCUACAGAGAGAAAGUCGAGGAAGUGAUGAAAGAAGCGGCGGUGCUUAACAAACAGAUGGACGCUUUGAUUGCGUUUCGUUUCAAAGUUGAGAAUCCAGAGGGGUGGGGAUUGGAGGAACGGACGGUUGAGAUCACUCGAUUGGCUUCUGAUAUAGCUACCUCCGCCGCUGCUAUCUCCGCUUCUACUCCCGCCGGAGCUAAAUCCAGAUCGAGCAGAGCUGAUGGCGAAGAAGAAGAUGAAGAUGAGGGAGCUGAGGGAUCGGUCGAUGACGUGUAUACGAGCAGGAUGGGAGGAGCGAGGCCAGCUCCGGUCGAUGUUCUGGAUCGAGUCAGGAUCAACAACACGAACGAGACGCCUCGUUCCACCCUUAAAGGAUUUCUCAAGCAGACUGAGUUAAAAUUCAGCAGACAUAACUUGAUGAAAGUGGAGGAGAGGCUCAGGCGCGCUUUCGUCGAGUUUUAUCAGAAGCUUCGGCUUCUCAAGAGCUACAGUUUUUUGAAUGUAUUGGCGUUCUCGAAGAUAUUGAAGAAGUAUGAUAAGAUAACUUCGAGGGAAGCAACGAAGCCUUACAUGAAAGUGGUUGAUAAAUCUUUUCUGGGAAGCUCUGAUGAGGUUAUAAGACUAAUGGAGCGCGUUGAAGCUGCAUUCAUAAAGCAUUUUACAAAUGCCAAUCGAGCUAAAGGAAUGAACACUUUACGGCCUCAAGUGAAACUAGAGAGACAUAGAACUACCUUCUCCACAGGUUUCUCGGCUGGAUGCGUUUUCUCUCUUAUAGUGGCUCUUGUGGCGAUUAUACGCACCCGGAAUCUCAUGCAGAAUAAAGGCCAGAGCCAAUACAUGAAUACUAUGUUCCCGCUUUAUAGCUUGUUCGGGUUUAUCGUGCUGCAUGUUAUAAUGUAUGCUGCUAAUAUAUACUACUGGAGGCGAUACGGAGUAAACUAUUCAUUCAUAUUUGGGUUCAAGCAAGGAACUGAACUUGGAUACAGACAAGUCCUGUUUGUGGGUUUCAGCAUCGGAGUCUUUGCAUUGCUUUGUGUUCUUGCCAAUCUUGACAUGGAGGCAGAUCCCCAAACGAAAGACUUUAAAGCAUUCACCGAACUUCUUCCUCUUUUCCUACUUUUUGCUUUGUUUGUGGUUCUUGUCCUGCCUUUCAACGUCUUUUACCGCUCGAGUCGCUUUUUCUUCCUCACUUGUCUGUUUCACUGCCUCGCCGCUCCUCUUUACAAGGUAACAUUACCUGAUUUCUUCUUGGGAGAUCAGUUAACUAGCCAGGUUCAAGCCCUUAGAAGCAUCGAGUUCUACAUCUGUUACUAUGGUUCGGGAGACUUCAAACACAGAAGGAACUCUUGUAAUGGAUCGACUUCUAGACCUGUCUACAACGCUUUCUUCUUCAUCGUUGCUGUCAUUCCUUAUGCCUCUCGCCUCCUUCAGUGCCUGCGACGGCUGUUUGAGGAGAAUUCCCCGGAACAAGGGUACAACGGACUCAAGUACUUGUUGACUAUAGUGGCGGUUUGCUUGAGAACGGCUUACAACCAGCACGGUCAAAUCGCUUGGAGGGUUUUAGCUGCUAUCUUCUCGGUUAUAGCUGCAAUCUUCUGUACUUACUGGGACUUUGUCCACGAUUGGGGCCUUCUUAACCGGACUUCCAAAAACCGCUGGCUUCGGGAUAAACUCCUUGUUCCUCAAAAGAAAGUCUACUUCAUUGCUAUGAUUCUGAACGUCCUGCUGAGAUUUGCGUGGAUCCAGACGGUUCUGGAUUUCGACUUCCCCUUCAUGCAUAGGCAGACGAUGGUUGCGCUUGUCGCUAGUCUUGAGAUCAUCCGUCGUGGCAUCUGGAAUUUCUUCAGAUUAGAGAACGAGCAUUUGAACAAUGUCGGGAAAUACAGAGCUUUCAAGUCCGUUCCACUACCGUUCAACUACGAUGAAGAUGACGACAAAGACGAUUAG